CGCGUAUGUCUAAAUAUUCCUACGUCCAUGACCCAAAACCGUGUCUCUGACAUUUUAACAUUUGUGUUCGAAUACGUGUGUGUGAGAGAGAUUAAACAUAAGUUCAAAGAGAAUAAAUAACAGAUUAUACGGUAUUAAAUGGAACGCUGGCUAGGUCCACUCUUUUCCUAGCUAGAAGAUGCUCACGCGAGACUCUGUCUCUAUCAUACAAUACAUAUAGCUCGAAUACAUCGAUGCUCCGAAAACUAUGUGUGUGUCGGACAUAAAUAGAGAAGCUCCGUUACUCGAAACCUCGAAUGACAAAUUCCCGCGUUUCCACGCUUGAGAACAUUUUACCAAAUCGAAAGAGAGAGCUGCGAGGAUGACGAGUGCAGCACGGAGGUCGCGACAAAUUUAUUUUUAUGUAAUUUCGCUUGUGAAUUGAAUAUAGUCCAGUGUUUCGACGCGCACAGAAAUGGCGGAUGCUAUAUUUAUCACGCAUUUCGUACUCUUGUUGACAUUUAUAUUAUGUUCAGGUGAACGAGAGAUUGCCUUACAGGACCAAGAUAUUUCUUUUGACGAUGAAAAAUCAGAUCCACCUGAGCUUUUGGAUCAUAGUCUUGGUUUCAACACAAUCAGUCAAAAACGUUUUAAAUGCCAUGUGUGUGACGACUCGGAAUGUUUGCCACCUAAAACCUGCACCGACGCAGUCACUUGUUGGAAGUCCACGAUGAGAGAAGCUGAUGGUAAAGAGUAUGUCAACCGUGGCUGUUAUACAAAAGAGGAACAUAAAUUAUUGAUGUGUAAUAAAGAAAAUAGCCAAAAUGUUGAUCAUUAUAAGGAAAGGAACAUCAGAGGGCUAUCAGGUGGUGCUCAAUUCUCUAUAGAAUGUUGUCAAGCAGAUUUUUGUAACGUUGGACCAUAUCCUAAGUUGGAAGAUUAUACAGCAAAUACUGACAAGGAAUAUCAUGCAUUAAAAUUAACAUUUGCGAUUCUUGGAAUGCUGGUCGGGAUUUUUGGAGGAAUCGCAUUCGGUCUAAUGUUGCAACGAAUACGAAGAAAACGACCGAUGCCGCCCCGUCAGAAUAAACUUAUUAUAGAUUCCGAAAUUGAACCUUCCAUAAUGCAUUUCUCAUUUUCUUCGCCUACAUCAUCCGCCACUUAUAAUUCGCAUGAGCUUAGAGCAACGGCUGCUGGUGAUAGUACACUUAAAGAGUACUUAGAUGGACGAAGUUUGACCAGUGGUUCCGGUUCUGGAUUACCCUUGUUAGUACAAAGAACUUUAGCUAAGCAAGUAGCUUUAGUAGAGUGUCUCGGUAACGGUAGCAGUGGGGGAUUCGGUGGAGAAGUGUGGAGAGGGGUUUGGCACGGCGAAAAUGUAGCCGUAAAAAUUUAUUUCUCGCGAGACGAAGCUGCAUGGGCCAGAGAGACCGAGGUUUACUCUCAACUGUUACCGUCCAGGCACGACAAUAUCCUAGGAUAUAUCGGUAGCGAUAUGACCAGUAGAGCCAGUUGCACUCAACUCUGGUUGGUGAUGCAGUAUCAUCCUCUCGGCUCGCUCUUUGAUCAUCUCAAUCGGUCGCCGCAUCCAUUGACACCUCAUCAAACGCUCAAUAUUUGUCUGAGUAUUGCCAAUGGUUUGCUUUAUCUGCACACGGAGAUCCGCGGAACCAGAGGAAAACCGGCUAUGGCCCAUCGUAAUCUCAAAUCGAAGAAUAUCCUGGUGAAAACCAAUGGUGGCUGCGUAAUUGCCGAUUUCGCGUUAGCAGUUACGCAGGAUCGUCUCGUAGCAGACAGAUUUGACUUACGACAAGGAACGAAACGCUAUAUGAGUCCGGAAAUUCUUGAUCAAACGAUAAACGUCGAAUGUUUAGAGAGCUUUAGACGAGCUGAUAUCUACAGUUUAGGAUUGAUACUAUGGGAAGUCUGUCGCAGAUGCAUAAGUAACGGUGUAGCCUUGGAAUACGCGAUGCCAUACAGCGAAUGGUUGCCAAGCAGCAAUCAAGAACCCUCCAUAGAAGAAAUGCGUAAACUGGUCUCGUUUGACCAGCGAAGGCCGCCCCUUCCUAACAGAUGGCAUUCUGACCCGACUUUGGCUGGAACGGGAAAGCUAAUGCGGGAGUGUUGGCAUGGGAAACCAGCGGCCAGACUGCCUAUUCUUAGGGUAAAGAAGACACUCGUUAAAUUAGCAGCUAGUGAUUCACGUGUUCAUUUACCCCUUGACUGACCAGCGUUCAUCUUACCGGGUUCUCUUUCAUCCUCCUAUUUAUUAUUGCAAUUGCUGCACCAACCUGUCAUGUAUAUUAUAAGUUUAAUCAACAUUCACGUGUCAUCAGAUCGUUAUAUCAUGAAGAUGAAGAAAUAUCGUGUAUUGACAUAUCCAACUAAUGAUGGUAAUAAGUUUGUUAAUGUUUGGCAUAUGAAUUUUAUUGCCUUAUGUUCCAUUACUGUUAUCUUACUCUGGAACAAUAAUAGCAUUAAGUGUAUAAUUUCGUAGCAUUGAUCGGAUCAAAAUAAAAAAAUACUUGUUUAUUCAAUAGACAAGAAAUUAGAUAUUCUGAUUAUCUAAGAUUAUUUGUUUAAAAAAAUAGCUAUUAUAGGGGAGAAUAUAGAUUUUCAUAAUUUACUUGAUUGCAGAAAAGCGAAUGAUAUAAUGAUACAAUUUUUCUAAUCGAGAUUAAUUUUAGUGUUCGAUAUUUUCAUUUAACAUAAUCGAUUCACUUUAUUAUAAUAUUAAGAAGUUUAAUAACAUCAUUUUGAAUGUUUUUCUAAAUGAUUAUGGCUCUCAAUUUAGUUUAGCAAGUAGUACAUUUGUAUGUACAAAAAUACUAAUAUACAAUCGUGUCGGUAAUAUCAGAUAUACAUAUAAUAUUGUUAUUUCUAAUAAAUUCCUUUUAAACAUCUCA
Molecule: messenger RNA, 2885 nt
Organism: Wasmannia auropunctata (little fire ant)
Lineage: Eukaryota; Metazoa; Arthropoda; Insecta; Hymenoptera; Formicidae
Gene: sax
Product: activin receptor type-1
Exons: 7
Coding region: 455-2206 (583 amino acids)
Biological process (GO): protein phosphorylation; dorsal/ventral pattern formation; cellular response to growth factor stimulus
Cellular component (GO): BMP receptor complex; plasma membrane
Molecular function (GO): ATP binding; transforming growth factor beta receptor activity, type I; SMAD binding
Source: RefSeq, a predicted model, not a curated record